AUGGUCAGAUGAGACGUGUCGACGUCAUACGAAGGCGACUUGUGUUUUUGUUUUUCUUAGUUGACGCCGAUUGUUAAAUUGUCUCCAUUUUAACCUUUAUUUCUGUUAAAGUAGAUUUUGGAGUAAAGUGGUGACUGUUACCGCGAUUAUAAACACCUGGCGUUCAGCAAGAGCACAUCUGGAAAGACCAGGUUUAAAAACAUGUAUAUUAAUGUGAUGUUUUAUUCGACACCGAGUUUAUUGGUGCAGGAAAGGAAGUGAGACUGAAAACUGAAGCUCUUCUGUAAUAAACUGGAGACUCAACAGAUGUUCUGUUCCUUUACACUCCACAUGUCAGAACGAGGAAAACUGCACAGGAUUCAGGAAAAACCUCCCGUCAUUACAGCUAUGCACCAGAAGGAGGCGCACGUCCUGCACCUCAUAUUCAUCAUCUAAAGCUCUUCCACAUGGCUGCAGGAUUUGACCCAUAAGACAAGAUCACAUGUGUGAGAUUCUAUGCCACACUCCGUCUAUUUACGAUUGGAUUCUGUGGAGUCUUUAAUCGACGUCCUUCCCUAUAUGUUUUAUCUCGGCCUCUUCUUUGUGAACGUCCUCAUCCUCUACUACGCCUUUCUGAUGGAGUACAUAGUGCUGAAUGUGGGGAUCGUGUUCCUGCCCGAGGACAUGGACCAGGCUCUGGUGGAUCUGGGCGUCCUCUCGGACCCGGCUUCUGUCCCGUACGAGACGGACACGGAGUUCGAUGUGCUUGAGGGAUAUCUGGAAUAGUUCGGAAGGACAGAACACAUGGCUCGAGUUAUGAGCCAUACACGUCAGGUCUGUGGUGAGAAGAAGGCAUUAUGGGUAAUACAGCCAAGGACUGGAGUGAUGUUAACGAUGAUGACGAUCGCCGUAGCUGUGAGAAAAUGGUGCCUUGGUCAAUAUAUAGCAGAAAUAGACAGCAGAAAAAAAGUAAGCCAACAUAUGACCUUUAUAUCAAUAGUGACAUACGAUGCACCCGAUUGUAUACACUAAAGGAACAAGGAGCUGAACGCAGUCCAUGUCAUGCUGCUGUCUGAUUCAGAAACAGAAUCAGAUUCAUUGGCCAAGUCUGUUGAUGUUGACAUACACAAGGAAUUUGGUUCCAGCUGUUUGUGACUCUCAAAAGUACAGACAUAAUUAACACUAUACUGUAGAUUUAGCUUGUACUAUACAAGACAAUACACACGACGUAAGACAAUAGACAGUACGAGUAAACAGUAAAAUAAUCACCGACGAGCUCCCGUUACUUCCCAAAAGUCGCCAUGUGUUUUAUUUCCCUUAUACACCAAACAAACAUAACGUUGUCUAUUUACAGUUACAUUUAAUGCCGUAGAACAUCCAGAAAACGACUUACUGGUGCGUCAAAAUAUGUCAAUUUAGAUCUUUAUUUCUGUUUAAAAACACUGACCCUGAAGAUUCCUUACGUGCACGAUCACAGAAAACGUGACCGUUCGCCACGUAUCAGAACGAGCGCAUUAAUAUCAUCGAGCUGCUGUUACAGAAAACUAAUCAGCACCUUCUGACCAAUCAGAGUCCAACGGUAUCGCGUCCCCUGAGGUUGUCCAGGCUCAAGACAGAUGACGUCCAAAUAUUCUCUUCAGAUGGAAUUUACUAAAGGGAAAGCAGGAUGCCUGCACCGUACAGAGUUCCGUAAAACGGAUCGGAUCGACAUCAGACGCGACAUCGUCACUGACAACGUGGCUCUCUAAUCACAGAACCCGCUUAGGUUUAGACUGAGGUUUUAUUAACGCUGAUAUGCAUCUCAUUUUUCAUUACAGAAACGAAUAAAGCACUUAACACGUUCAUCCUUCACACCACAGACGACUCGCGCAUGGUUUCGUUUCGUUUUGAAUCGUUUCUUUUGUAGAUUAGAUGACGCAGGUGAGCGAAAGCUCUUCGAGACUGACGUGAUAUCCUCAGUAUCGUGCUGCUUCCGAAGAGUGACGAGCUGUUCGCUUGUGACACGCUGUAACCGGUGGAUUUCAGACACACAUGCAUAUAUAUAUAUUCUGUAUAUGUACAGUAUAUAUAAAUAUAUCUAUAUAUUUAAUAAAUAAUUAAUUUCACUUCA
Molecule: messenger RNA, 2089 nt
Organism: Tachysurus fulvidraco (yellow catfish)
Lineage: Eukaryota; Metazoa; Chordata; Actinopteri; Siluriformes; Bagridae
Gene: dexi
Product: Dexi homolog (mouse)
Exons: 1
Coding region: 496-765 (89 amino acids)
Source: RefSeq, a predicted model, not a curated record